CUUCCUCCUCCCAACAGCGACCUUGUCUCGCCUCCUCUGCAACGUCCGCAAGUUCUCUCAACUUCAUUUCGCUCGUCUCUCUUUUGUCCCUCGAACUCAUGCAGCGAUCAAUUGUUCCUUCGAUACAAUAUCCGAUUGAUGGGAAGGGCGUACGACCAGAAUCAGCACCCCGCUUCCCACCAUCGGUUAGUUGUAAAGUCGUGAUCUGACCAAGCCACGCUCCGCGUCACGCUAGUGCCUCUCGUGUGGUCGACCGGAUGGCCACAUGGUAGCCUUGGUUGGUGCCCGCGAGGACUCCGGCAGCGGCACCUUUACUUGCUUGGGUUCAGAAGCCAUUACCAUUCUACAGUCGCCGUCGGCUUCCUUCUGAUUUAAUAACAUCAAAGCCCUGAUUCGCGUGCUAUUGCACGUAACUUGGUGGAGUUCCUCCCCCUUUAUGGCUCGUCGUCCGCCGCCGCUGCUACAGGACCUCCGCCGCCUCUUCCGCGGAGUCUCUCUCGUCGCCCUAGAGGCUGCCAAGCGAUCUCCCAACCUCGAAGCUGCCAGGGCGGGCGAUCUGGAGGCCCUCGUCUCUCAAACCCUCAAGGCCGCCCUCGUGUCCGCCACGGAUCUUGCCGGGCUAACGAGAGGGACGCCCCGUCAGAUGUCCGCUUCACACUCCACCAGGGAGUCCUCCGUCAUCUACUUCUCGAACGAUUAUGAGCCCGAGGUCACUGCUUUCCGGGGGGGAUCAGCCGAUCCCUCCAUCUUGGAGAAGCCCUUGCCCCAGUCCCAGACCAAAUCACGAUCCAGGCUGGUAGACGUCCAGGAGGUCCCCAUAGCUGCAUCUGCGAUGAUGACCGCGGAGAACAAUUGCCGAUCGCAGGAAUUGGAGGACGGUGCCACCAUGGAACUUGGUGUUCUUCGCGAGAACGGUAGCAUGAAAGAUCCGAUCCGGUCUAGCCUGCCGGAGAUGAAUCUUGUGGGCAGCGCUGGAGGAGACGUUCCACUAAAGAGGCGGCGACCUCGCGAGAGAAGAGUCCCGUCCACUCCCAUUAGCAGGGCUCUAGGGUUUGCUGGUCUGGGAGCUGGGCUUGCAUGGGGUACAAUCCAAGAAUCUGCAAAGAGGAUUGUCUUUGGUAUGCCCAAAAUAGAAGGGAAGCAGUCUGCCCUUUCACCUUUUUUAUCUGAGAAAAAUGCUGAACGUUUGGCACUUGCACUGUGUAGAAUGCGAGGGGCUGCACUUAAAUUGGGCCAGAUGUUGAGCAUUCAGGAUGAAUCCCUUGUGCCAGCACCGAUAUUGGCAGCUUUGGAUAUUGUUCGUCAAGGAGCUGAUGUGAUGCCAAGGAAACAAUUGAAUGAUGUUUUGGAUGCUGAACUGGGUCUUGAUUGGUCAUCCAAACUGAGGAGCUUUGAUUAUGAACCACUUGCGGCAGCAAGCAUAGGGCAGGUCCAUCGAGCAGUUAUGAAGAGUGGUCUCAAGGUUGCAAUGAAAAUACAGUACCCUGGUGUUGCAGAUAGCAUAGAAAGUGACAUCGAGAAUGUCAGGCUAAUUUUAGACUACACAAAUCUCAUUCCUAAAGGACUUUUUCUUGAUAAUGCUAUAAAGGUGGCUAAGGAGGAACUGUCUAGGGAAUGUGAUUAUGAGUUGGAAGCUGCAAGUCAAAAGCGAUUCCGUGAUUUCCUAUCUGAUUCAGAAGGGUUCUAUGUUCCUAUGGUUAUUGAUGAAAUCUCGAGUAAAAAGGUUUUGACAACCGAGCUUAUUACAGGAGUUGCCAUCGAUAAGGUGGCAUUACUAAGUCAAAAAAUUCGGGACUAUGUGGGGAAAAAAUUUCUUGAGCUGACUCUAAAGGAAUUGUUUGUUUUCCGGUUCAUGCAGACGGAUCCCAACUGGGGCAAUUUUCUUUUUGAUGAGACUACCAAAAUGAUUAAUCUCAUUGACUUUGGUGCAGCUCGUGAGUAUCCAAAAAAUUUUGUUGAUGACUAUCUACGAAUGGUCAUCGCAUGUGCAAAUAGUGAUAGAGAUGCAGUGUUAGAGAUGUCGCGGAGACUUGGCUUUCUUACAGGUGAGGAAUCGGAUGUUAUGAUGGAGGCUCAUGUCCAAGCCGGCUUUAUUGUUGGGAUGCCCUUUGCGAAAGGUGGUGGAUAUGACUUCCGUUCGAGCAACAUAACCCAAAGCAUCUCAAAUCUUGGGGCAACAAUGCUGAAGCACAGGUUGACACCUCCACCGGAGGAGGCCUACAGUCUUCACAGAAAGCUCUCUGGAGCUUUCUUGGCUUGCAUCAAGCUUGGUGCCGUGGUGCCGUGCAGGGAGAUACUUCUACAGGUCUAUCAGCAGUACCAAUUUGGUCUGUAGACAACUGCCAGUUUGACAUUCAUAUUGGCUUAUGAGUGCGUGCCAUAGCGACUAUAAUACUGGCAUGCAUAGUUAUCAGAAUUAAAUUGGAACACGAUUAGGUGAA
Molecule: messenger RNA, 2441 nt
Organism: Musa acuminata AAA Group (dessert banana)
Lineage: Eukaryota; Viridiplantae; Streptophyta; Magnoliopsida; Zingiberales; Musaceae
Product: protein ABC transporter 1, mitochondrial-like
Exons: 9
Coding region: 437-2335 (632 amino acids)
Biological process (GO): ubiquinone biosynthetic process
Source: RefSeq, a predicted model, not a curated record